UGAAAAGCGGUGCAUCAUGUGUCGACAAAACACUAGCUAGCCCAACCAGUUCAUAAUGUAAAAACGAAACUAAAAGUUUGGCCGACUCAUGAUCUGUUUGAAUUCAAAUAAUGCAUUGCUACAUGCGACCCAACUUUAAACGUCGAAACAUAGAACAUUAAAUCUAUUUCAUUUUCUAGCAGAGACAACACAGACCGACUUAUAAAAUGUGGAAAAACCUGGACAGAACGAAGGGAGUUAUAGAAGGGAAGUUUGUUGGCUUUUGUUCAUAGCAACGAAAGACGCACAGUAUAGCAUGGCGUAUGCAGAAUCGAGAGAGAUGUUUUCAGAAGUUACUCUUUCUGUCGAUGUAACCACUUUCAAGGAGCCUGACAGAGUCACAAAAAUUCUCUCAGCAUACAGUGACCUAUUGACUCAAGUCUCGCCUUUGUUUUAUGAAGUGAAGGGAUCGUUUGAGGAAAUUGAUAAUCUUUUUGUCAGGCUGUCAAGUCCAAAACUUCUGCACAAUUCAAGUUUGUAUCACCAGCAUUCUGGAGACAGUCCCGUUCAUCACCAGGGUCCCAGAGACAGUCCCCUACAUUCCCGGGGUCCCAGAGACAGUCCCGUUCAUCACCAGGGUCCAAGAGACAGUCCCCUACAUUCCCAGGGUCCCAGAGACAGUCCUGUUCAUCACCAGGGUCUAAGAGACAGUCCCCUACAUCCCUGGGGUCCCAGAGACAGUCCUGUUCAUCACCAGGGUCCAAGAAACAGUCCACUACAUCCCCAGGGUCCCAGAGACAGUCCUGUUCAUCACCAGGGUCCAAGAAACAGUCCACUACAUCCCCAGGGUCCCAGAGACAGUUCUGUUCAUCACCAGGGUCCCAGAGACAGUUCUGUUCAUCCCCAGGGUCCCAGAGAUAGUUCCAUUCAUCACCAGGGUCCCAGAGACAGUCCCGUACAUCCGCAGCAUCCUCAGUCCCCUUCCAUCUCUGUCAAACCAGUGGAGGUAGUAAGAGCCAUUUGGGAUUUUAUCCAACAGAACUGUAAAAAGGAGCUGGACAAAAUUCGAGGUGGAGAUAUCGACAUUCAACCUGUUGAGAAAUUAACUCCUAAAUCUCCAGAUAAAAUUCUGGUGACCUUUCAGAGCCACGGUGAGGAUCAAAUUUGGGCUCAGUUUGCCAGAGAACGCUUUGUCACAUUUUAUCAGAGACUUGCCACAGAUCUGCAAGUAAUGCGUGAGAGUUUGGAUCCACAGGACAUCAGAAAGCUGCAGAGGGCCUUUCCUGAGCUUUUGUUUUCAUGCGGCUCGGGCAAACGUGAAGUCGCAGUGACUGGGCGCUUUGCCAGCAUUGUGAAACUGAAGGAUUUUCUAAAGAAUGAUGGCACAACCAGUCCUAGCUUUGCUGUGCAAUCACAACAGCCCAUAAACCCAAGAGAAAGCUUACGAACUUCUAGUACUUCAUCGUCACACAACAGGCCUUUAGCCCAAUUAGAAGAGAUUUGUCCCAUAUGUCUGAACACUAGUGAAGAGACUGAUAAAAUAACUUUGAAGUGUGAACACUCGUUCUGUAGAGGGUGUCUGAUGCAGGCGUUCAACACCAAACCUGUCUGUCCAACCUGUGGGGUGGUCUACGGCAAGCUGGAGGGGACACAGCCAACUGGAGGAACUAUGACUAUCAGGAAAGAAAGCUCUCCUUUGCCUGGAUAUGAGAAUUAUGGAACCAUCACAAUUAAGUAUCACAUAAAUAACGGAAUACAGACUGAGGAGCACCCCAAUCCUGGCCAGCCUUACCACGGGGUUUCACGUACAGCCUACCUCCCAGACUCCACAGAGGGAAGGAAAGUCAUGAUGCUCCUGAAGCGGGCCUUUGAUCAACGUCUCACGUUCACCAUUGGCAUGUCUUCCACCACGGGCAUGAAUAAUGUGGUUACGUGGAAUGACAUCCACCACAAGACCUCCAAAUAUGGAGGCACCAGUUGUUACGGCUACCCAGAUUCGGACUACCUCAACCGUGUCCAGGAUGAACUGAAACUCAAAGGAAUCUACUGACAUCUGCUCUGCGAGGCUAAAAUGAAGAAUAGGUCUACAUCUGCACAAAUAUGAAGGUGAAGCAGCAGAUAAGUUAAUAGUUAAAGCUUUGGGCCAAUAACUAAAAUAUGUCUUGUUUGAAUGUUGAACAGACAAAUAAAUGUGUCAAUUAGUCCUGUUGGGUCAUGUAGCUCAGUUCGUAGAGCAUGGUGCUGUUGACGCCAGGGUUGUGGGUCUCAUGUGGGGCCAUAUUCACUCACUACUGUUACACUGGAUAAGAAUGUCUGCUAAAUUACUUAGAAGUAAAUGUAAAAUGUUUUUGAAGGCACUUAAUUGGGCACUGUGAAGAAUUCGGCCUCUAAACAAUAUCACAACUUGUCUCAUUGUAUUCCUGUCUUCCCGAACAAGACCGGUUUAGUACUAGCUAGUCCAGGGAGGUUUAGCGUGGGAAGAGUAGUACUGCUAUUCUAAAGCGAGUAUAAAGAGAUAGCAAACUGACAGAUGGACGGAGCAGUGAAAAAGUUUAAAUGGGGAAUAUGUCAGUCAGUCGUAUUAAUUUCAAAGCAAAAGAUGAUUUGAAACAUUAACUUAAAACAUUAACAACAGAUAUCAACUCUCUAAUUGUUGUUUACAAAAUCAGCCUCAAUUUAAAAAAUAGAAACACCACCAGUAAAGUGCGAAUUGUGGUUUCUCAGCAACUUUUAAUUUAAUGAACAUAAACAAGUACAUAAGCUACUAUUUUCAUAACUUGUAAAAAGCCAAAAAAGCUAAAUUCAUUUGCAAAAUAAAGAAAAAGCAGUAAAAACUCAAUACAGAAAAUAUUUGGCCUCCUUGUUGUCUUGGCAAUAUUUACAAUAUAUACAAUAUGUAUUGUCAUAUAUUUGCCAUUAAUCCAUGUCUAUAAGGCACCAAAUGCUAAGUAGCAUAAUAAUAUAAUACUUUUAUUCACUAAAAUUGUGCAGAAAAUACAAAGAAAGACAACCAGAUCAAAGAAACACUCAAUCACGAAGCGGAUCAAAUGAAAUGUACUGUGGACCAUUAUAUUUUGAUAUCUUGGUCUCCAUUUAACUGAGUAAUUUUGCCCAUGUUUGAGGAAAACCGCAGAUGUUUUUUAAUGUAGGUUUUUAAUUGACAUUCAUGAGAUUUUUGCUGGGUGCACUUGAUUAUGCCCUGGAUGCUCUUUCCUCUUAUGAAAUACAUGCAGUUGUGUUACUGUAGCUAAAAUACAAAUUUAAUCAUAAAUUGAAUUGAGCUGGAAUUGAUGAGGAACCCCAUAAUUAAGAUAAAAUAUUUAUCUUUUCAGUACAUCACUUGUGAUCAUAUGAUCAAAAGAAAAUGUAAGAUCUGUAAAAUUAAAGCAAAUUGGAAGAUUUUUAAUGUAGAGUAUUUGCUAAAUGAACAUGUUUCAUGUAUAGUUAAAUUUAAAUCUAUUUUAAGUAUUGCAUUAAUCUUUCUUAAAUUGGUGUAUGAUUUUAUUAUUAGUAGACCUGCACAAUCCUUCCUCAAACGACUAUGACAACAAAGUUCUUAGCAGGGUUGGGGUAAUUUCCUGUUGAUGGUAGUCAAAUAAUGAAAUAAACUCAAAAUCCAACUCAACAAAGACUUUCUUUUAAAAAAGUAAUAUAGUUUGAAUGUAGAAGGAUUAAUUCAUUCAAAUUAAAAUUAAAAUUCCUUCCUGAAUCCUCUGGCUUAAACCACAAUUCCCUGGCUGUAUGACAGAUGAAAUAAUAGCUAUAAUCAAUGAUGUGCAUAUUUCAGAAACUGCAUGCUAGCUAUCCACAGCUAGCUGAUUUACUGGUUUGAGGCCAGUAUGAAUCAUGUCAGCAGUUAGCUGUCUAACCUAUGAAUUCCAGUGACUGUCUCUAGUAGUUUUACUGGGAUUAUUCUUUUUUCUUCUUAAGACAAAUGCAGCAUGUUACAGUGGCUACACUUUCAUUGUGCUAAUGUUAGUUUGAAAUGGCUUCAAAAAUGACUUCCUUCGUAAAUAUGGUAUCCAUGAGUUCCACUGAAAGAAGGGUUUACUUGUCAACAUGUAAUCUCUUUGAAGUGUCAUCCAAAUUGUUCAGAUACAGUUCAUGAAAAGUGUGAAUAGAAAUAACUGAACAUCUGUAGAAUGGCAUUUCCUGACCAGGUUUAUAUGAGCAAUAAAAAUUAUUUAAAUGUUAUGAAUAUGAAACAAUAUUAAACAAAGCAAUUUAGUCACUGAACUAUGCAAAAAAAGAUAAGUGUUGCUUGUUUCCAUCCGGUCUUCUAUGCUUGUCAACCUGUAUCUGUUAACAAUAACUUCACAUAUAUUUAAAAUGUUUAAAAUCGUUAAUGAUUUCUUUCCUUUUAUAAAAAAAACAUACAACCUC
This is a messenger RNA of Esox lucius (northern pike), 4362 nucleotides long. RefSeq lists its product as uncharacterized. Bases 296 to 2029 code for a protein of 577 amino acids. The record is from RefSeq and is a predicted model, not a curated record. Lineage: Eukaryota; Metazoa; Chordata; Actinopteri; Esociformes; Esocidae. The transcript has 4 exons. Gene Ontology annotation, biological process: Notch signaling pathway; protein ubiquitination.